Messenger RNA from Orcinus orca (killer whale), 5754 nucleotides. It is a transcript of the gene SCAP, whose product is annotated as SREBF chaperone. Bases 1684 to 5604 code for a protein of 1306 amino acids. Gene Ontology annotation, cellular component: Golgi membrane; endoplasmic reticulum membrane. Gene Ontology annotation, molecular function: sterol binding; protein binding. Gene Ontology annotation, biological process: SREBP signaling pathway. The transcript is spliced from 22 exons. Lineage: Eukaryota; Metazoa; Chordata; Mammalia; Artiodactyla; Delphinidae. The record is from RefSeq and is a predicted model, not a curated record.
AUAAAGGGCUUAUAUGAAAAACUCCCAUAUAAUACCAUACUUAAGGUGAAAGACUGAAUGCUCCUUUCCUAAGAUCAGGAAUAAAAUGCAUUCUCACCACUGCAAUUCAACAUUGUACCAGAAGUUCUAGCCACAACAAUUAUACAAGAAAAACAAAAGGCAUCCAGAUUGGAAAAGAAGUUAAACUAUCUCUAUUUGCAAAUUACAUGAUCUCAUAUAUAUAAUGUCUUAAGGAAUACACAGACACAUGCACACAUGCACAGGUUCAGUGUCACUAGCCAUUAGGGAAAUGCAAAUUAAGAUCCAAUAAGAUACUAAUACACUCUUAUUAGUACAGGUAAAAUAAAGAGUAGUGACAAUACCAAACGCUGGUGAGGGUGCUAAGAAACGAGGUCUCAUGCUGCUGGUGAAAAUGUAAAAUGGUAUGGGCACUCUGGAAAAUAUUUUGGCAGUUUCUUAGGAUAAAUUUUGCUUUGGAAAAGCUUUGCGUUAAAAUGAAUACAGUGAAGUAAAGAUGAAUAAUUCCCCUCUUGCUUGGUUCAGGUAGGUGGGCUGUGUAAUGAACUAGAAUUUGAAUUUCUUUUUUUUUUUUUAAUUUUGUUUUCCUGGUGCUGUGAAAAUUAGCAAUUAGUAUAACUAAUAAGGAUUAAUGGAAACUGAAAACAACUAAUAAGGUCAUAUCAGAAAGAUUUGUAUUUGCUGCAGAAUUGAAGUGAGAUGGGUUUUUUUCUCAUAUUAGUAGUUCCAUGUAUAAGAGAACCCACCCACGCCCCUGCCCCCUGCUUCUUGUGUUACCUAUUUGUGUGCGGAAGAGGCCUGAGAAGGAGAUUAAGAUUAGUAGGAUCGCAAUUUCCUGGAGGGCUUUGUUUUGGGAUACUUAAGGGAAGAGAUGUGGGGCUUGGCAGAGGACUGAGGUUGGAAAAGCUACAACUUGUUCAUGGCCAUCAGUCUUCAGGGAUCCUCUUGACAGCGUCUUUCCACAGGCAUAUAUCUCAUUAGUGUUUGUUUUCCCCCUUGAAGUAGAACGGAGGGUUGGGGACACAGGAGCAGAAACGUUGCUUCCCUGGAGUCCUUGUUUAUGCUGGGUGGUGAGCACUGUUGCUGGUGCCCUGCUGCAGGUCUACUGCUUGAGACCUUUUUGAGCUGUUAUGUUCCAGGUGAGUCUUGUGAAUGGUUGAGCUGUUGUCAGCACCUCUGCUCCUUGGGUCAGCCGCUGUCACCUGCCAAUUCCUCUAUCUGUUUUGUUGCCUUCUGAAUUGACCCACAGCGGGUUCUUUGUACUAUUUCCUUAGAGGGUUCUUGGACUGGAAAAUUGCAUGUGCGCCUGAGACUUGUGCUUCCAGGAAGGUGGAUGGAGUGGUAGCCAUUCCUUCUUGUGAAUUGGCUGUGGUGUGACUCCUUUUGCUUCUCCCUUCUGGUCUCACACUUCUGAGGAAUCAUCUCCUUGGCCUGGGUUUUCAUCCGUGAGCUGAAUCAAGCCAAGAUACAUGUCUGGGCAGCUUCCCUGUAGCACAGACGAAAGAAAACAGCAACAUGGAACAGGAGAAGUGGAUUUAAACUUGAAUUUCAUCAGCGAGCUCAGUGCCUGCCUGCAGAUGGUGUCCAUUGUCAGUGCUGCCCAACGUGUGCCAGGCUGAUCCAUGGUCACUUUCCGGGAUGGCAGCAAGGUGACUUCAGCUGAGGAUGACCCUGACUGAAAGGCUGCGUGAGAAGAUAUCUCAGGCCUUCUACAACCAUGGGCUGUUCUGUGCGUCCUACCCCAUCCCCAUCAUUCUCUUCACGGGGCUCUGCAUCUUAGCCUGCUGCUACCCACUGCUGAAACUCCCGUUGCCAGGAACAGGACCCGUGGAAUUCACCACUCCUGUGAAGGAUUACUCGCCCCCGCCUGUGGCCUCUGACCACAAGCCAGAAGAGCCUAAUGAGCAGCCAGAGUGGUACGUGGGUGCCCCGGUGGCUUAUAUCCAGCAGAUAUUUGUGAAGUCUUCAGUAUCUCCCUGGCACAAGAACCUCCUGGCAGUAGAUGUGUUCCGCUCACCUCUUUCCCGGGCAUUCCAGCUGGUGGAGGAGAUCCGGAACCAUGUGCUGAGAGACAGCUCCGGGACCAGGAGCCUGGAGGAGGUAUGCCUGCAGGUGACCGACCUGCUGCCAGGCCUCAGGAAGCUCCGGAACCUCCUACCCGAGCACGGAUGCCUGCUGCUGUCCCCUGGGAACUUCUGGCAGAAUGACCGGGAACACUUCCAUGCUGAUCCUGACAUCAUCGGAACCAUCCAUCAACACGAACCUAAAACCCUGCAGACCUCGGCCACGCUCAAAGACUUGCUGUUCGGUGUCCCUGGAAAGUACAGCGGAGUGAGCCUUUACACCAGGAAGAGGCUGGUCUCGUAUACCAUCACCCUGGUCUUCCAGCACUAUGAUGCCAGGUUUCUGGGCAGCCUGCGGGCCCGCCUGAUGCUCCUGCACCCCAGCCCCAACUGCAGCCUUCGGGCAGAGAGCCUGGUCCACGUGCACUUCAAGGAGGAGAUUGGCAUCGCUGAGCUCAUCCCCCUUGUGACCACCUACAUCAUCUUGUUUGCCUACAUCUACUUCUCCACGCGCAAGAUCGACAUGGUCAAGUCCAAGUGGGGGCUGGCUCUGGCCGCCGUGGUCACAGUGCUUAGCUCGCUGCUCAUGUCGGUGGGGCUCUGCACACUCUUCGGCCUGACGCCCACCCUCAACGGCGGUGAGAUUUUCCCCUACCUCGUGGUGGUCAUUGGGCUCGAGAACGUGUUGGUGCUCACCAAGUCAGUGGUCUCCACCCCAGUGGACCUCGAGGUGAAGCUGCGCAUCGCCCAAGGCCUAAGCAAUGAGAGCUGGUCCAUCAUGAAGAACAUGGCCACAGAGCUGGGCAUCAUUCUCAUUGGCUACUUUACCCUUGUGCCUGCCAUCCAGGAGUUCUGUCUUUUUGCCGUCGUGGGCCUGGUGUCUGAUUUCUUCCUUCAGAUGUUGUUUUUCACCACUGUCCUGUCCAUUGACAUUCGCCGGAUGGAGCUAGCGGACCUGAACAAGCGGCUGCCUCCUGAGGCCUGCCUGCCCCCAGCUAAGCCAGCGGGGCGGCCAGCACGCUUCGAGCGGCAGCUGGCUGUGCGGCCGUCCACACCCCACACCAUCACACUGCAACCGUCCUCCUUCCGAAACCUGCGGCUCCCCAAGAGGCUGCGUGUCGUCUACUUCCUGGCCCGAACCCGCCUGGCACAGCGCCUCAUCAUGGCUGGCACCGUUGUCUGGAUUGGCAUCCUGGUGUACACAGACCCAGCAGGGCUGCGCACAUACCUCACUGCCCAGGUGACAGAGCAGAGCCCUCUGGGCGAGGGCGCCCUGGCUUCCAUGCCUGUGCCUAGUGGUGUGCUGCCUGCCAGCCACCCGGACCCCGCCUUCUCCAUCUUCCCACCUGGUGCCUCUAAGUUACCCGAGAACCAGACAUUGCCAGGGGAGCUGCCCAAGCCCGGGGCUCCAGCUGAGGGCAUCCAUGAUAGCCCAGCCCCAGAGGUAACCUGGGGGACUGAGGAUGAGGAACUUUGGAGGAAGUUGUCCUUCCGCCACUGGCCAACGCUCUUCAGCUACUACAACAUCACACUGGCCAAGAGGUACAUCAGCCUGCUGCCUGUCAUCCCAGUCACGCUCCGCCUGAACCCGAGGGAGGCCCUGGAGGGGCGGCACCCUCAGGACGGCCGCAGUGCCUGGCCCCCGCCGCGGCCUGGGCAGGGUGGGCUCUGGGAGGCCGGCCCCAAGGGGCCAGGCACGGCGCAGGCGCACAGAGACAUCACCCUGUACAAGGUGGCAGCACUCGGCUUGGCCUCGGGCAUCGUCCUCGUGCUGCUGCUGCUCUGCCUAUACCGCGUGCUCUGCCCUCGCAACUACGGGCAACCCGGCUCGGGGCCCGGGCGGCGGCGGCGUGGGGAGCUGCCCUGUGAUGACUACGGCUACGCGCCACCCGAGACAGAGAUUGUGCCCCUGGUGCUGCGCGGGCACCUCAUGGACAUCGAGUGUCUGGCCAGUGACGGGAUGCUGCUGGUGAGCUGUUGCCUGGCAGGCCACGUGUGUGUGUGGGACGCGCAGACUGGAGACUGCCUCACUCGCAUCCCACACCCGGGCAGGCAGCGCCAGGACAGUGGUGUUGGCAGCGUGUUGGAGGCUCAGGAGAGCUGGGAACGGCUGUCGGACGGUGGGAAGGGUGGCCCAGAGGAGCCUGGGGACAGUCCUCCACUACGGCAUCGUCCCCGGGGCCCUCCGCCAACUUCCCUCUUCGGGGACCAGCCGGACCUCACCUGCUUGAUCGACACCAACUUCUCAGCGCAGCCACAGCUCCUAGAGCCCGCUCAGCCCGAGCCCCGGUACCGGGCGGGCUGCCGCCGUGCUCAGGCCUCCCCAGGCUAUGACUUCAGCCACCUGGUGCAGCGACUGUACCAGGAGGAGGGAAUGGCUCCCGUCCACACACCAGCCCUGCGCCCACCCUCGCCCGGGCCCACGCUGCCCCAGGCCCCUGAGGACGAGGGGGGCUUUCCUCCCGAGAAGGGCUCCCCUUCCCUCGCCUGGGCCCCCAGCGCAGAUGGCUCCAUCUGGAGCCUGGAGCUGCAGGGCAGCCUCAUCGUGGUGGGGCGGAGCAGUGGCCGGCUGGAGGUGGGCAGAGGGGACGUCUGUGCAGGGGGUUUGUGGGCCCUCCUAGCUCGCAGGUGCUCACAGCCUCUGGGCCUGCAGGUGUGGGACGCCAUCGAGGGCACUCUGCGCUGCAGCAGCGAGGAGGUCUCCUCGGGCAUCACGGCCCUCGUCUUCCUGGACAAAAGGAUUGUGGCUGCCCGGCUCAACGGUUCCCUUGAUUUCUUCUCCUUGGAGACUCACACUGCCCUCAGCCCCCUGCAGUUCCGAGGGGCCCCGGGGCGGGGCAGUUCCCCCACAUCCCCUAUGUGCAGCAGCAGUGAUGCAGUGGCUUGUCACCUGACCCACACGGUGCCCUGUGCACACCAGAAGCCCAUCACAGCCCUGAAGGCAGCUGCCGGGCGCCUCGUGACUGGGAGCCAGGACCACACACUGAGAGUGUAUCGUCUGGAGGACUCAUGCUGCCUCUUCACCCUGCAAGGCCACUCAGGGGCCAUCACGACUGUGUACAUUGACCAGACCAUGGUGCUGGCCAGUGGAGGACAAGAUGGGGCCAUCUGCCUGUGGGAUGUGCUGACGGGCAGCCGGGUCAGCCACAUGUUCGCUCACCGUGGGGAUGUCACCUCCCUCACCUGUACCACCUCCUGUGUCAUCAGCAGUGGCCUAGAUGACCUCAUCAGCAUCUGGGACCGCAGCACAGGCAUCAGGCUCUACUCCAUUCAGCAGGACCUGGGCUGUGGUGCAAGCUUGGGUGUCAUCUCAGACAACCUGCUGGUGACCGGCGGCCAGGGCUGUGUUUCCUUUUGGGACCUAAACUACGGGGACCUGUUACAGACAGUCUACCUGGGGAAGAACAGUGAGGCCCAGCCGGCCCGCCAGAUCCUGGUGCUGGACAAUGCUGCCAUUGUCUGCAACUUUGGCAGCGAGCUCAGCCUAGUAUACGUGCCCUCUGUGCUGGAGAAGCUGGACUGAGGGUGGGCCUCCCUGCCCGUCUGGCUGGGGUGCUCUGUGGGGCAAUGUGCUGGACCUGGACUGGGGGAAGAGCUGAAUCUUUGGGAAGCUGCCUCUGAACUGUCCUGUCCUGCCUCAUGACUGUAAUAUUAAACUUUUUUUUAAAAAUCA